This is a messenger RNA of Staurois parvus, 657 nucleotides long. The record is from the annotation of a GenBank genome assembly. NCBI's taxonomy places the organism in Eukaryota, Metazoa, Chordata, Amphibia, Anura, Ranidae.
AUUGUCCAGACUCAGAAGCCAACAGGGGAAUAUGUAUUUGAUUACAAUGGCAAUGAGCUGUACCAUGUGGAUCUGGAUAGUAAGCAAGUAGUAUGGACCCUCCCCGGCUUAGAGAAACACAUGACAUAUGAUGUACAGAAUGCGCUGCAAAAUAUGAAAGUAGGAAAACACAACUUGAAUAUAAUGAUGGUGCGCUCAAACCACACCCCAGCAACCUGUGUUAUACCCAGAGUGAGAGUGUACCCGGAACACCCUGUAGUACUCGGAGAGCCAAACAUCUUGAUCUGCUCAGUGACAAACAUCUUUCCUCCGGUAAUGAAUAUAACUUGGCUGAAGAAUGGAGAGAAGAUAGACCGGGGGGUUACUGAAAGCCUCUUCCUACCACGCCAGGAUCACUCUUUCUUCAAGUUUCUCUAUCUGGCUUUCAUCCCAAAUAUAAAUGACAUUUACACAUGUGAAGUGGAGCACUGGGGCCUGGAUGAAGCACAAAGGAUCUUCUGGGAACCUGACGUUCCCCCAGUGCUAUCAGAGACAACAGAGACCAUAGUCUGUGCUCUUGGCUUGUCUGCCGGAGUAACUGGGAUCAUAAUUGGAGUUUUCCUGCUCAUGAAAGGAAUGAAACACAAUACUGAACAAAGGAUGAGAGGAAGCUACUGA